Cladophialophora yegresii CBS 114405 is the source of this 1638-nucleotide messenger RNA. RefSeq lists its product as uncharacterized. Bases 1 to 1638 code for a protein of 545 amino acids. NCBI's taxonomy places the organism in Eukaryota, Fungi, Ascomycota, Eurotiomycetes, Chaetothyriales, Herpotrichiellaceae. Gene Ontology annotation, molecular function: monooxygenase activity; heme binding; iron ion binding. The record is from RefSeq and is a predicted model, not a curated record. The transcript has 2 exons.
AUGGCGGGCAACAGUGUUCUCACGACGCUUCGCCUCGAGGAUGUUUCGAUAAUCAAGGCCGUGUUGGCGAGCAUGGUAAUAGUGCCUCUGAUGUUCGGCAUCGGUUUCUACCUCUAUGUCACACCAAGCACUCUGAAAGAUUCGCGACGAAAACACCUUCCGCCUGGCCCGCGUGGUCUGCCAUUCCUUGGAAACUUCUUCGAAAUGUCAAAAGCUGAGACUUUCCGGUUCCAAGCACGGAAAUGGGCCAAGGAGUAUGGCGACAUCUUCUACACCAAAAUGGGUGGAGCAGAUUAUAUUUACCUCUCAUCGCCGACCGCAGUGAAGGAACUGAUGGAUAAGAGAUCGAGCAUCUACUCUUCACGACCACCGGCGCCACUCGCAAGCGAUGUAGCCUCCGCAGGCCGACGGCAGCUAUUCAUGCCGUACGGGCCGAAGUAUCGCGUUGUCCGAAAGAUUGCGCAUCAGCUGCUCAACAUAACGGUGUCAACCAGCUACCAGCCUAUCCAGGAUCUGGAAUCGAAGCAAUUGAUGUACGACUUGCUCCACAGCCCAGAGCUUUUUUAUGACCACAAUCGCCGCUAUUCGUCUAGUGUCAUCCUUACUGUCGCAUAUGGUCAGCGAAUGGCGGACUGGGACAACCCACUUGUGAAGAAGAUUUACAGUGUCGUGAACAAUCUGCAGCAGUUUUCCGCACCAGGUGCCUUCCUCGUUGACACAUGGCCCUCGCUGCGACAUUUCCCACAAUGGAUGUUCGGCAACUGGAAGAAGUUCGGCGAGAAAUGUUUUGCGCAUGACUCCGUGGUGUAUCUCAAGCUGUGGGGUGAUUUACGCAAAGAUGUCGACGCAGGCAAAGCGAAUCCGUGCUUUGCGAAGGACUUCUACCUGAGCAAUCCUGAGAAGUUGGGAUUGGACGAACUGCAAGCAGCUUAUCAGACGGGCGGCUUAGUCGAAGCUGGCUCCGAAACCACGUCAGCUUUUCUCAACUCAUGGAUUCUGGCCAUGACCUUGAACCCUCACAUCCUAAAAAGGGCUCAAGAAGAGGUCGACCGAGUAGUCGGGUUUGACAGGUUGCCGUCGUGGGAAGAUGAGCCAAAUCUGCCUUAUCUCAGAGCGAUGAUCAAAGAAUUGCUCCGCACCCGGCCACCGAACAAAUUCGGCAUGCAGCACUACACGACCGAGGAUGACUGGUAUGAAGGGUAUUUCAUUCCCAAGGAUACGGUUGUGGUUUUGAACUGGUGGCAUAUAAACUACGAUCCGGACCACUGGGAGAAGCCAGAAGAGUUCAUGCCUGAGCGCUUCCUCGGGUACGAUCUCCCGGCUGCUUCCUACAUCAACAUCGCGAACCCGAAUGAGCGAGACCACUUCUCCUACGGCGCUGGGAGAAGAGUGUGCCCUGGUGUCCAUGUGGCGGAGAAGUCGCUCUUUUUGAACAUUGCUCGUGUCCUGUGGGCGUUUAACAUCUCGAAGAAAGUAGACAAGGAUGGAAAGGUCGUCGAGCCAAACACUGCAAUGGUUCCAGGCUGGAUGACGAUCCCCCAGCCGUUUGAAUGUUCCAUCACGCCCAGAUCGGAGAAGAAGGCGGCGUUGAUCACACAAAUAUGGGAGGAAACCAAGAGGGGUCUGGACAGCAAGUAG